Molecule: messenger RNA, 6154 nt
Organism: Sorex araneus (European shrew)
Lineage: Eukaryota; Metazoa; Chordata; Mammalia; Eulipotyphla; Soricidae
Gene: KLHL11
Product: kelch like family member 11
Exons: 2
Coding region: 39-2198 (719 amino acids)
Molecular function (GO): protein binding
Source: RefSeq, a predicted model, not a curated record
GGUUCCGAGGCUGCGGAGUCGGGCGCGGCGGCGUCAAGAUGGCGGCGGCGGCGGUGGCGGCGGCGGCCGCGGCGGCCGCGGCGGCGUCUCUUCAGGUGCUGGAGAUGGAGAGUAUGGAGACGGCCGCCGCCGGCUCGGCGGGGCUGGCUGCCGAGGUGCGAGGCAGCGGCACCGUGGACUUCGGGCCGGGCCCGGGCAUCGCGGCCAUGGAGGCGAGCGGCGGCGGCGGCGGCGGCGCAGGCGGCGGCGGCGGUGGCGACCCCGGCCCGGAGGCCGAGGACUUCGAGUGCAGCAGCCACUGCUCGGAGCUGUCAUGGCGGCAGAACGAGCAGCGGCGCCAGGGCCUCUUCUGCGACAUCACCCUGUGCUUCGGCGGCGCCGGCGGCCGCGAGUUCCGCGCGCACCGCUCGGUGCUGGCCGCCGCCACCGAGUACUUCACGCCGCUGCUCUCGGGCCAGUUCUCCGAGUCGCGCUCGGGCCGGGUGGAGAUGCGCAAGUGGAGCUCGGAGCCCGGGCCCGAGCCCGACACGGUGGAGGCGGUGAUCGAGUACAUGUACACCGGGCGCAUCCGCGUCAGCACGGGCAGCGUGCACGAGGUGCUGGAGUUGGCCGACAGGUUCCUCUUAAUUCGUUUGAAAGAAUUUUGUGGAGAAUUUCUCAAGAAAAAACUUCAUCUGUCUAAUUGUGUAGCUAUUCACAGCUUAGCUCACAUGUAUACUCUGAGCCAACUUGCUCUGAAGGCUGCCGAUAUGAUACGGAGAAAUUUCCACAAAGUCAUCCAGGAUGAGGAAUUUUAUACUUUGCCUUUCCAUCUCAUUCGAGACUGGCUGUCAGACUUGGAAAUCACCGUUGAUUCCGAAGAGGUCCUUUUUGAAACCGUUUUGAAGUGGGUUCAGAGAAAUGCUGAAGAGAGAGAAAGAUACUUUGAAGAACUUUUUAAAUUGCUCCGAUUAUCCCAAAUGAAACCUACUUACCUUACUCGGCAUGUCAAACCCGAGAGGCUUGUGGCCAAUAACGAAGUGUGUGUCAAGCUAGUGGCUGAUGCGGUGGAGAGGCAUGCCCUGAGAGCCGAGAAUAUUCAGUCUGGCACAUUCCAGCACCCCGCUUCUCACGUCUCCUUAUUACCUCGUUACGGGCAAAACAUGGACGUGAUCAUGGUGAUCGGUGGUGUGUCCGAGGGAGGGGACUAUUUAAGUGAAUGUGUGGGCUAUUUUGUCGAUGAGGACAGAUGGGUCAACCUUCCUCACAUUCACAACCACCUUGACGGACAUGCUGUCGCGGUCACAGAAUCCUACGUGUAUGUUGCUGGGUCGAUGGAGCCAGGGUUUGCCAAAACUGUGGAAAGAUACAACCCAAACUUGAAUACCUGGGAGCAUGUGUGUAGUCUGAUGACACGGAAACAUUCCUUUGGGCUGACUGAGGUCAAAGGGAAGCUCUAUAGUAUUGGCGGACAUGGCAACUUUAGUCCUGGCUUUAAAGAUGUGACUGUUUAUAAUCCCGAACUUGACAAGUGGCACAACUUGGAAUCAGCGCCAAAGAUUCUCCGAGAUGUCAAAGCACUAGCCAUCGAAGAUCGGUUUGUGUACAUCGCUGCCCGCACUCCUGUCGACCGUGACACUGAAGACGGACUAAAGGCCGUUAUCACUUGCUAUGAUGCCGAGACCCGACAGUGGCAAGAUGUGGAAUCUUUGCCACUCAUUGACAAUUACUGCUUCUUCCAGAUGUCAGUGGUCAAUUCAAACUUCUAUCAGACCGCGUCGUGCUGCCCCAAGAGUUACUCCUUAGAAAACGAAGAGGCAGUCAGGAAAAUUGCCAGCCAGGUUUCUGAUGAGAUCCUGGAGAGCUUACCGCCCGAGGUCCUCAGCAUCGAGGGGGCAGCCAUUUGCUAUUACAAGGAUGACGUUUUCAUCAUCGGGGGCUGGAAAAACAGCGACGACAUCGACAAGCAGUAUCGGAAAGAAGCCUACCGGUACUGUGCCGAGAGGAAGAGAUGGAUGCUGCUUCCUCCCAUGCCACAGCCUCGCUGCAGAGCCACGGCUUGCCACGUGAGAAUCCCGUACCGGUACCUGCAUGGCACACAGAGAUACCCCAUGCCUCAAAACUUAAUGUGGCAGAAGGACCGCAUUAGACAGAUGCAAGAAAUCCACCGGCACGCCCUGAACAUGCGGCGAGUGCCAAGCUCUCAGAUCGAAUGCUAGGUUUCUCUCACACGGCUUCAACGGUUCCACCUGUCCUGUGGGAGGCUGAAGCUAUCCAGACUGUUACUUGAAAAAGUAUGUCACUAACUUAUUUUUUACCUGAAUGGCUUAUGGCCCUCUAUAAAGGAAAUGUAGUUCAAAGCUGAAGAGGGGGAAACUCCGUUCAAUACGUGGUCAUUUUUGUUAGCUUGCAGUCUUUAUCUGUCUUUGGUUUGUAUGUGCUAGCUAAUAAGAUCCUAUUAAAGACAAGUGGAAAAACCAGGUGUAGUAACAUGGCUGUUUGUCUGCCAACAAGUUAGAGCUCCUUUAUCUUGGGGACUUAGGUGUUGAACUAGCUUUAAGCACCGAUUUUAUUUGCACAUUUACUUUGAUGCUCCUUUUUUUUUUUUUCUUCCCUGACUGGUUGGUUGUGACAAGAGCAGAAUUUAUGCAUUGAGCCCUCAUCUGCAGGAGGUGUGUGCAAUAGUGAGCUGAAAUUGGAAAGAAAAAGCACAACGUUUCAGCAAAAUGAUUUCAGAAUGUUUGCGUUGAUAUGUUGCUAUGUUACUCUAGAAGGUCUAUUUUCUUUCUCAGUGAGAAAUUUGAUUGCUUCAUGCAGUUUUGAAUAUUCUUUAUUUCUUUAGCAGCUGUGUUACAGACUGUAAGCCAUCCACUGAGGUGAUGGUAGUUGGAAGAAGUAUUGAUCUUUAAAUGAUUAAGAAUACAAAGAAAGUUACAUAUAUGAAUUUGUCUCUCGGAGAAAAAUAAAAAGUAUUGUUGUAGACGAAGAAAUCAAAGGCAUUAAAUUAAAGUUAUUUCAGAAGUUGAAGGCUUAUUUGAAGAAAAGGAGUGUAAAUAAUGCCUAUGACAAUCAAUACUUGAUGCCUUCCACUUUAAAUUGUGUUCGAAUUGAAUGCAUAUUGUAUAGAAAUUCCUAACAGACUUUUCCAAGUGGAAAAUAACAAUUUCGAAAAAGGUUGCUAAAGAGAAGACAUUUCUCAACCCUGACUGUUGAAAACAUUUUAUCCAGUCUCCUAGACUUUUAUUAGAACUUGCCUGAGCCUAGAAUACCAAAUUUGCAUGCAUUAUUAUGACUCUUAAAUUUUUAUUCUGUAUUUUUAAUUUUUAUGUACUCUGAUUCUCUUAACCAAGCUUUUAUACAAGUUAGUACUCAGGUUGGCCGUCCAGCAUGAAACUCCUGCUCUACCGGUUUACAGUGUGAACCAAUAUAUUGUUCCUCUUUCUUUUGAAAUGUCUCUACCUCCUUAAACAUUCUGUGUUACCAUUCUAGAAAUUGAACUCCAAGUGUAGUGAUAUUUCAAACUCCUUGUCCAUUGUAGCUAAUUUCAGUUGUCUUCAAACAUCAAGAGAAAAAAAAUAAAGCACAACCAGGAAUUUUGGCUCCCAAUCUGCUGCAGAACUGUCCCAAGUUUAGCCCUUAGGUUUUAUACUGAGAACCUGAUGAAAUGUCUAAAUUCGCAUUCUUGCUGAGGACACAAAUUUUCAGUAAAUGUGUUGGGAACAUGCUUUAAAAACAUUCCAUUUAGGCCAGGGUGGGGGUAGGGGUGGGGGUGAGAAACUAAGGUAAUCUCUAGAUGAGUAUGAGUUACUCUACCCCUCCUCUGCCAGUGUCUCAUUUCCACUUAUUUGUAGUUCACUUUAAUAAAAGCCAUUUGGAUUCUGACACUUGCUCAUUCCUAGCUGUGAGAGGUCUGUGCAAGUAAGAAUUGCUGGCUGAAUGAAAUUCUUAUUUCUCUCUGAUAGACUCAGCUAGCAAACUUUUUCUCAGUGGAGGUCAAAUAUUUAGCACUCACUAGGGCCCCAAUUCUCUCACUAGAGUGUUGCAAGUUAUUUAUUUGUCUCAGAAGAUUACUCUGAGACUGCAGAUAAAAUUAUACCAAGUUAUUGUAGGAUUUUUUUUAAGAUAAUGUGGCAGGAAUUAUAACAUUUAGGUGUGAUCUGGUUUUGAAAACGUGAUUGAAUCUGUUGUUUUUAACUCAGCAGGCAGCCUAGACCAUGGCUGGAAAGAAGGGGUAAGUUCUUCCUUGCAUGAUGACGUGUGAGGGUUCCUGACUGCUGAGUUUCUAAUUUUCCUAUUUGAAUUCACACUUAACGAUUUUACAUCAAUAACUCGUACUUCUGAAAUAGUCUAACUAACUUGUUACUAAGGAAAGAAACCAGGUUUGCUUAAAUCUGUUCAAGGCUGACAUUCUGAAAUUCUAAACUGGAAAUUACUUCUUGGAGUAUUUGGAAAGAAGCUGAUUAUGCUGAGUAGCCUAAAAUGAAUCUUUGGGGCCAGGGGAAAGGGGAUUCUUUUCUGAGACAACUUAAGAGAUUGUGUUGGGUACUUUAAAUAAAGCUUUAAAAGGGCAGCCAAAUCGGGGUUGGAGCAAUAGCACAGCGGGUAGGGCGUUUGCCUUGCACUCGGCCGACCCGGGUUCGAUCCCCGGCAUCCCAUAUGGUCCCCCAAGCAGGAGUAAUACCUGAGUGCAAAGCCAGGAGUAACCCCUGAGCAUCGCUGGGUGUGACCCAAAAAGCAAAAAAAAAAAAAAAAAGGGCAGCCAAAUGUAUAUUCAAGCAAAUCUCUUGUUGUUUUGUGGGAGAAAGGGAGAGAGAAAUUGAUUAUACCAAAAAGUCACUGUACAUAAUUUUGAGUGAGGUUCCUUCUGUCUUAGGCUAGCCUUUGACUCUUAUCUAUCCCACCGUAUUGAGAAUGUCAGUCGUGAGCUUAGUGUUUAAGAUACCACACUACAAUUGUUUGCAUGAUUAGUCUUGUGAAUCUUGAUAUCCAACUUUGCUUUUGCUGUGCCAACUGAAAACUAUUUUGCAAAAAGAAAAAAAUUCAUUGAUUCAUUGGUUUUGGUCAUUUGGUUUUGAAUAGUGUUUGGGAAACCAAAUUCUUUUAAAAAUGCCUACUUUUAAUAUAGAACAAAAGCUGGAAAGAUGUUACGGAAGAUUUGUUUUUGUAUUUUAAACUGCUGCUGGUAAGGCAGUUUCCAGUACAGACUUUUUCUCUUCAUGUUUUCUUAACUAGUGUGGGUUUAGGGGUGUGUUUAAAUAUUUCAUUCUCCGCCUCGUAAUUCUAAUAUCAACUAUACUCUAGGUAGACCGGUAAGCUGAAUUGUGUAUUUAGUUGCUUGACCUAAUACACACAACUAAAAGAGCUUUGUUGUACUUUCCUGAAACCAAGCUUUAAAGAGUUUAUUGGCUACCUUUCAUGUUCUUUGAAAGUGUUAAGGAAUUGUGAAACCAAAUUAGGGUGCUUGUAGGUUGUCAUCUAAUUGUAGAAUAUUUAAUGAACAAUUCAGUCUCCUUUUUCAGCUGUUAAACAUUUUGGCACAGGUCAUUACUCAGUCUGUUACUUUCUUCAAAAUAGUUCAUUUCUGGCUUGUUAUAAAGCUUACAUUAUAAGUGUUCCAGCCAUUGGAAACAAAACAGCUCAUAGCUGAGUGAUGUAAUAACAAUAAUAUAAUGUAGCAGUCAUUUUGUUUCAAGAACUUUAAUUAGGGCCAAAUAACUGCUCUUCUAUGAUUACCUGUGUAGGGCUUUUGUCUUACUUGCCCAUUACUACGAAUGUCUUAAUCAAAGCACAUACAAUAGCGCACUUGUUAACUUUGUCCUCCUGCAUAACGCACUGGUGAAAAGUAGUGCUUGCUACUUAUUUGAAGAUCUUACAAUACAUGUGAUAGGUUUUAUGGAGUUAUUUGUGGAAUAAAUACUUAGUUCAAGUUAUACACAGUGACACUGAUACACACUGAGGUUUUUCUUGGCUUAGCAUUACCCAUGCCACUCCACCCAACCAAAAGUCUGCUCUUGGUUGUCCCUCUUUAAGUCAGAGGAGCCAUAGAAUUCAGGACACUUUGAAAUGUUACUUUGUACAAUCGUUUGUUUUAUGUUUCUAAAGCUAUCUUGUUCUGUGUUAAAGCAACUAAUCGUCUAGGUGAAAGUUUUAAAUAAACUUAUUUCUUUACAUUUGG